Molecule: messenger RNA, 1296 nt
Organism: Boleophthalmus pectinirostris (great blue-spotted mudskipper)
Lineage: Eukaryota; Metazoa; Chordata; Actinopteri; Gobiiformes; Gobiidae
Gene: ak1
Product: adenylate kinase 1
Exons: 7
Coding region: 108-689 (193 amino acids)
Biological process (GO): nucleoside triphosphate biosynthetic process; ATP metabolic process
Cellular component (GO): cytoplasm; cytosol
Molecular function (GO): AMP kinase activity; ATP binding; nucleoside diphosphate kinase activity
Source: RefSeq, a predicted model, not a curated record
UUCACCAGGAACUGUGCAGACACUCACGGGGAGUCAGGGACAGCAGCCCCUCGCACUGGGAUCCAGAGCCACUGCAAAAGAGAGUGAAACUCUUCUAAUCCAAGACAAUGGCAGACAAAAUUAAAGAUGCUAAGAUCAUCUUUGUCGUGGGUGGCCCCGGUUCUGGAAAGGGCACCCAGUGUGAGAAGGUGGUAGCAAAGUACGGCUACACCCACCUGUCAUCUGGAGACCUGCUCCGUGCAGAGGUGUCCUCUGGAUCUGAGAGGGGAAAGAACCUCCAGGCCAUCAUGCAGAGAGGAGAGCUGGUGCCCCUGGACACAGUCUUGGACAUGAUUAAAGACGCUAUGAUUGCUAAGGCUGAUGUCUCUAAGGGCUUCCUUAUUGAUGGGUAUCCCCGUGAGGUGAAACAGGGCGAGGAGUUUGAGAAGAAGAUCGGUAAACCCUGCCUGCUGUUGUAUGUCGAUGCUAAAGCCGAGACCAUGGUCAAGAGACUGCUGAAGCGCGGUGAGACCAGUGGCCGUUCUGAUGACAACGAGGAGACCAUCAAGAAGCGCCUGGACUUGUACUACAAAGCAACUGAGCCAGUUAUUGCCUUCUAUGAAAACAGAGGCAUUGUGAGAAAAAUUAACUCCGAGCUACCAGUCGAUGAAGUCUUUGCUGAAGUCUCCAAGGCUAUUGAUGCACUGUAGUAAAACAGCAUAACUGGAGAAAACAUGUCUGGUUAUUGGUGUUUUUAUAUGUUACUUUAAGAUUAUUCUAAUUUUGAUGUAACAUGCCUUAAAUCUGCUCCUUGGCAAGCAUGUACAACAUGCAACUUCAACAACAGCAAUUGAUUUGCAUCAUUUUGCAGACAUCUUUAAAAACAUAAUAUAUAGUUACAGAAGAUUAUAUUUUGUCAGUUCAAAUCAGCCUUUAAUGUUAUCAAAGUAUUGACCCAUAUACUGUAAAACACUGAUCCACAGCUAAAAGUGAAUUAAGCAACCAAACAUCAGUAAAUUACAAUUAUUUUGUUACUAUUUUACAUGUAAAUGUUUAAUGUUAAUAAUAAUUAACUAAACUAAUCUAUUUAUAAAGGUAUAAUGAUUCAGGAAAUCAUAAUAAUGUAACUUUAUAAUACGUACUUGCACAUUUAUUUUUUAUUUUUUUGUUUCUUGAACCAAGGCACAGAUCUUAUAUCAUAUACAUAAGACUGAUAAGGCAUUUUCCUCAGUAAUUCGUGUAUUGAGGGUGGACACGUGUAAAAGUAUGUAGCCACAUGUACAAAGCAUAUAAUAAAAAGCAGAUGUUGUUGUUUUA